Rhincodon typus (whale shark) is the source of this 367-nucleotide messenger RNA. RefSeq names its product clarin-3. The record is from RefSeq and is a predicted model, not a curated record. Lineage: Eukaryota; Metazoa; Chordata; Chondrichthyes; Orectolobiformes; Rhincodontidae. The annotation marks the transcript as partial. The transcript has 2 exons.
AUGCCAUCUCUAAGGAAGAAGUUAAUGUUUCUCGCAGGAUUUCCUGUCAGUUUGGGAACUUGCGUGCUAAUAUCUGCAAUAUUGGCAACUGAUUCAUGGGUUGACACUGUAGUAAACUGCAAGAAUGAAAGUGGUGAUGCAGUUGGAGAAAUGAACCUCAAGUAUGGAAAACAGGAUGAAAUGUUUUUGGAAUGUUUUUAAAAUGCAAACACUGCAAGAGUUAUCCACAUCCUAGUUAUCCGAUUCAUUGUGCUUGGACUGUUGUUUACACUGCUAAGUGCCAUAGUCACCUUGUACAAUAGCAUCAGUAAUCCAUAUGAGAACAUCUGUGGGCCAGUCAGUGUUUACACCUGUAGCUCCAUAAGUU